AUGCUCAAGCCUCUGCAGGAGUUUGCUGCGUCCAAGCCAGUGUGGGGCGUCUGUGCCGGCAUGAUCCUGCUGGCCGACGGCCUCAAGCAGUCUGAGCCGCAGGCCCUCGUCGGCGGCCUCCACGCCACCAUCGAGCGCAAUGCCUUUGGCCGCCAGAUCGACUCGCGCUUCCGCUCAAUGUCGCUGCAGGGCUCCGCCGCCGCUGCGGGCGUCUCCGAGGCGGCCUACUUCAUCCGUGCGCCGGCGGUGCUCGCCACCCUCCCCGACGGCGAGACGGCGGUCGCCGUGAGGCAAGACAACCUGCUCGCCACGUGCUUCCACCCCGAGAUCUCGGGCGACGACUCGUGGCUCCGCUUCUUCCUCUCGACCGUCGCGGGCCGCGACCUCGACGAGGCGGAGCCGCACCCCGACCUCACCACCGUCGCUCCGUGGCAGCCGCUCCCGCGGCCGGACAGCGCGGUCGACACCGCCGUCAAGCGCGCGUUCGCCGUCUUCCAGCAGGGUGGCGUCAUCAUGGACGUGGUGGACGGGGAGCAGGCCCGGAUCGCGGAGGAGGCGGGCGCCGUCGCCGUGAUGGCCCUCGAGCGCAUCCCCGCCGACAUCAAGCGCGACGGCGGCGUCGCGCGCUCCUCCGACCCCGCGAUGAUCCAGGACGUCAUGAGCUCGACCUCGCUUCCCGUGAUGGCAAAGUCGCGGAUAGGGCACUUUUACGAGGCGCGCCUGCUCGAGGCGCUCGGGGUGGACUGCAUCGACGAGUCCGAGGUCCUCACCGCCGCCGACGAGACGCAUCACAUCGACAAGCGCGACUUCGCCAUUCCGUUCGUUUGCGCGCAGGACCUGGGCGAGGCGCUGCGCCGCAUCGCCGAGGGGGCGGCGAUGAUCCGCCUCAAGGGCAACGCGGGCACGGGCAACGUGAUUCAGGCUGUCCGCCACGCGCGCGACGUCUACUCGCAGAUCCGCCAGCUCCGCUCCCUCCGCCCGGACGAGGUCUUCGGCUUUGCCAAGGAGCACCGCGUGCCGGUGGAGCUGGUCGAGCAGGUGCGCGACGCGGGGCGGCUGCCCGUCGUCACCUUCGCGGCGGGCGGGCUCGCCACGCCGGCCGACGUGGGGCUGCUCAUGGAGCUCGGCGUGGACGGCGUCUUUGUCGGCUCGGGCAUCUUCAAGGGCGAGAACCCCGCCAAGCGGGCCGCCGCGAUGGUCAAGGCGUGCGCGCACUACAAGGACCCCGCGGUGGUGGUCGAGGCGUCGACCAACCUCGGCAAGGCGAUGGUCGGCCUGCUCGAGCACGAGGACCCCGCCUCGGUCGCACACCUCGACGACCUCGGGCUCGAGGGCCGCGUGCUGCGCACCGCGGAGAACGCGAUCGGCGGCAUCGACCGCUCCGUCGCCGCCUGAGCGCGCCUCGCGCCUCGCGAGCGGCAACUCGCCCUCUCUCGAACCCCUCUCACUCGCCCGUGAGGCCACGCAAGCGCGGCUAGACCUUCGCGGCGCACCAGAGCCGCAGGAGCACGAGGGGCGCCACUUCAGCGCC
This is a messenger RNA of Emiliania huxleyi CCMP1516, 1531 nucleotides long. RefSeq names its product pyridoxine biosynthesis protein. The transcript has 3 exons. The record is from RefSeq and is a predicted model, not a curated record. The coding region runs from base 1 to 1395 and encodes 464 amino acids. Gene Ontology annotation, molecular function: glutaminase activity; amine-lyase activity. Gene Ontology annotation, biological process: pyridoxine biosynthetic process; amino acid metabolic process; pyridoxal 5'-phosphate biosynthetic process. NCBI's taxonomy places the organism in Eukaryota, Haptophyta, Isochrysidales, Noelaerhabdaceae.